AGCUGCACGUUUCCAUUGCAUGUUGAAGUUGUUGCUGUUUAUUUAGUAUUUUACUUAUUUUUCAUUAGUAUUUUAUACAAUUAGUUGAAGUUAAUCAAGUCGUAGUCAUAGCGAACUUUAUUCCUGAGCGAUCAUGCCCGGGCCUGACUUGUUAUCAAGCCAGGGUCUUCGUUUAGACGGCAGAAGGCCAAACGAGCUAAGACGAAUUCGGUGUAAACUUGGAGUGUUCACACAGCCUGAUGGAAGUGCUUAUCUAGAACAAGGAAACACUAAGGUCUUGGCCGCUGUAUACGGUCCACAUCAGGCAGCUAAGUCAAAAAUGAACACAGAAGGGGUUGUUGUUAAUUGCCAAUACAGUAUGGCCACAUUCUCUACAGGAGAAAGAAAGAACAGGCCUCGUGGUGACCGGAAGUCGCAGGAAAUGUCAAUGCACCUGAGGCAGGUGCUGAUAUCUGCUAUCAAGACUGAGUUGUACCCUCGCUCACAGAUUGACAUUUACGUGGAAGUCUUACAGGCAGAUGGCAGCGCAUUCUGCGCCUGCGUGAACGCAGCAAGCCUAGCGCUAAUCAACGCGGGCAUCCCAAUGCGCGCCAUCGUGUGCGCCUCCUCCGCCUCCAUGGCGUGGCGCGGCGCCGAGCCACAGCCGCUUGUAGACGUGGGGCAUGUCGAGGAGGCGGCGGGCGGCGUGUGUCUCACCGUGGCUGCCAUGCCAACCACAGGCAUUAUAGCUCUCCUGGAGAUGUCCCACAGACUGCACAUGGACUAUUUUGACCUAGUGUUGAGCAGAGCCAUGCAGGGCUGCAGAGAUAUUGAGGCGGUGCUGGAUCGAGCAGUGAGAGAUCACCUGGCAGAGGGCUGGACUAAACCAGAUGCUUGAAAUAAAUUCGCAUUUAAAA
This is a messenger RNA of Cydia amplana, 896 nucleotides long. RefSeq names its product exosome complex component RRP41 (gene Ski6). Lineage: Eukaryota; Metazoa; Arthropoda; Insecta; Lepidoptera; Tortricidae. Gene Ontology annotation, cellular component: nuclear exosome (RNase complex); cytoplasmic exosome (RNase complex); nucleolus. Bases 134 to 877 code for a protein of 247 amino acids. Gene Ontology annotation, biological process: poly(A)-dependent snoRNA 3'-end processing; nuclear mRNA surveillance; U4 snRNA 3'-end processing. The transcript is spliced from 6 exons. The record is from RefSeq and is a predicted model, not a curated record.